Messenger RNA from Trichomycterus rosablanca, 1080 nucleotides. It is a transcript of the gene cplx2a, whose product is annotated as complexin 2a. The record is from RefSeq and is a predicted model, not a curated record. Gene Ontology annotation, cellular component: terminal bouton; SNARE complex. Gene Ontology annotation, biological process: synaptic vesicle exocytosis; regulation of neurotransmitter secretion; neurotransmitter transport. Lineage: Eukaryota; Metazoa; Chordata; Actinopteri; Siluriformes; Trichomycteridae. The transcript is spliced from 4 exons. The coding region runs from base 264 to 665 and encodes 133 amino acids. Gene Ontology annotation, molecular function: syntaxin binding.
GCGCGCACGCACGCUGUCACGCGCGCACUCUGCAGGACGAGAGACGGGGCGCGCGCACUGGUUAAAGGAGGGUGCUUUUAUUAUUAUAGUCUGGUCUCGCGCUCACACUGAAUGCUGCAGUUCUUACAGAGAAGCAUCACGCGCUCCAUCAGCUCAGCUCUCUCGCGCAGGAUCGUUCUGAGCAGCAUCACGCGCCGCACCAGCCUCAGAUCUGCUAAUAUAGGACAAACCUCUGCUGCAGAAAGGACGACUAAAGAGGCACCAUGAAUUUCGUAAUGAAAGCAGCGAUGGGAGGUGGACCUCCUGAUGUGGGUAAGAUGAUGGGUGGAGAGGAGGAUAAAGAUCCUGAGGCAGAGAGAGAAAAAGAAGAAGCAAGACAGGAAGCUCUGAGGCAGGAGGAGGAAGAGAGAAAAGCUAAAUACUCCAAGAUGGAGGCAGAGAGAGAGGUGCUACGCCAAGGCAUCAGAGAUAAGUACGGGAUAAAGAAACGAGAGGAAGCUGAGGCAGAGGCCCAGGGUGCCAUAGACGCCGCGAGCGAGGGCAGCUUAACACGUCCAAAAAAAGCCGUACCAUCAGGCUGCGGUGACGAAGAAGAAGAAGAGAGCAUCAUGGAUACGGUGAUGAAGUAUCUGCCGGGACCACUGCAGGACAUGCUCAAAAAAUAACAGAUAUUUGUACGCAAAUGUGGAAGACCAGAGCGCACAAAAAAGCUUUGGAAAUUACAUUUUAAGAUAAAAUGGUAAUGAGCGCUACUGCUUUCAAACAGCAGAGGGCGCACGCAAAGCUAAAUGGCAGCAUCACUAUUCUUUUCACUAAAGUUUGUAAAUACAUUUCCGUUGUGUCCCAAACGCUAGUGUUUGAGAAGAGACUUCUCAUUUAAACACAUACUGUGUUUUCAAAUAUAGUCACUAAAACUCACUUAAUAAUUUUGUGAUGUUGAGUAGCUAGCUAAUAAUCUGCUAGCUAAGUCAGAAUAUUAGAGGGUAUUGAGUUGGUAAACACAUUUAUGUAAGAUAUGUUGAAUGUUUGUCAUGUUAUAACGUGUAAAUGUUAUGUAUAUGUUUACUGUCAAUGCCAAAU